AUGGAUCCUUUCUCUAUCGUGGUAGGAGCUGCAGGCUUGGCAGAGAUCUCUGUCAGUGUGAUAUCCUAUCUUAAUGAUAUCCGAAAAGGCUCCGCUAGAAUCAAUGAUGAGAUUGCCAUAUUGACUCAUGAGGUCAAAUCGCUCAGUGAUGCCAAUGAUGCUGUCCUGAAUUUCUGGUAUUCCAGACCUGACUCGACUAGCUUUGAUGCGUCGCUCAAUAGCACAAGUCAAGACGAUAUCUCGAAAUCUCGAAUUAACGAAAAUUGGAAAAAGCUACGCGGUCUUUUGGAACAGAGUGAACACACCAUUAAGAGCCUACGCGCCUUGCUCGAGGAAAUCAUUGGAAAGACAGGCCGUUCUGGAGGGACAAAGCUCGACGAUCUGAGAAAAACAAUUCGGAAACAGGAUCGGGAUGGCGAAUAUAUGCAAAUACGCGCGCGUCUCACGAACAACCAGCAGAGCAUUUCAAUGUUUCUGUCUAUGCUUACUCUUUCAUACACGCUUAGUCGACACGCAGCAGAUGACAUUGUUGUGGGAAAGAUAUCAGAGGAUUUGCAGUACCAAACGAAUAGACUAGAGGGCAAGAUCAGCAGUCUCCGCUCUGCGCUCAAGGGUUCCGUUGACUCAAACGAUUUCGAUGAAUAUAUCAAAUCAGCAAAUCAAGUGGCCGGGCUCACUAAGUUCAACAAGCAUUUUUACAUACCACACAGUGUAAGCAGCUAUUAUACUGGUCGACAGAAGCAAUUGGAAGAAUUGAAAGCUACUCUCAAUGUUUUGGAAUCUCGCAAACGCCAAGACCACCAAAAGCGCUUCGUCAUCUACGGGCUUGGGGGCUCUGGAAAGACAGAGUUCUGUUGCAAAUUUGCUCAGGAUAACAGAGAACAUUUCUGGGGAAUCUUUUGGAUCGAUGGAAGUUCCUACGAAAAUGCCAAACACUCUUAUGCUGAGAUUGCUAAGAAUGGUGGUGUUGAGCCUAACGAAAACGCGGCAAAGGCCUGGUUAUCGAGUCUAGAGUACCCUUGGCUUCUUCUGAUUGACAAUGCCGAUGACGACGAAAUUGAUGUCACGCGUUACUUUCCAGGAGGAGAAAGAGGCAUGAUUCUCAUUACCACUCGCAAUCCCUUCAACAGAACACAUGGAACUGAAGGCGCUGGAUCUUUUCAUUUCGAAAAGCUUGAGGCUGAGGAAGCAAGCGACCUACUUCUCGCAGCUGCGGUGAUCCACCGUCCUUGGGAGGCAGCGACACGAGAGUAUGCCCACAGAGCCGCUCGGAUUCUUGGAUACCUGCCUCUUGCACUCAUCCAUGCUGGAAAGGCUAUUUUACAAAAGCUGUGCCCUCUCAGUGAAUAUCCAGAGUACUACCGACGAACGUGGGACACCGUCCGCACGACUCGAAGCAGAAGUCCAUCUCAUGGCAAUGAAAACGAGCACAUGUCAAAAAUAAGUGUAUGGUCUACAUAUGAGAUCAUAUACGUCGGCCUUGAGCGAAAAGACAGCCCCCAAUCAAGAGAUGCUUUAGAGCUUUUGAAGACUUUUUCGUUCUUCCACUGGGAAAAUAUUGAAUUUGAAUUUAUCACAAGCGCAGCACUGAAUCCUCGACGGGAAAGAGAGGACGCUCGGGCCAGGCAGCGUGCCACCAUACCAGCGCUUAUGCAAGCGAAACCGAAGACAUGGACGAAAAAAUUUCGCGGAUGGGCUGCAGCUAUCGUGGAGAAGCUGACGAGACCGGGCGUCACUUUGCCUGCUCUCCUAAGGGAUGAUGAUGAUAAUCCGUUUUCUGUCGACCGGCUGCGCGAUGCUCUGUCUCUUCUGGAGCGGCUUGGGUUGUUGACACAGCAUGAAGAGAAUAACAGUUACUGGUUACAUCCACUGGUGCAUGACUGGGUACGACAGAGACCAGAGACAAGCACAGCUGAACAAGCCAUUUGGUGUCAAGCAGCAGCCACGAUGUUAGCUCAGUCUAUUUUUUUUCAGCCUCCGAAUGGACAUGCGAUUCUAAAUGAACGACUUAUGAAGCAGAUCUAUCCUCACGUGGAAACAGUACGGAAGUUCCAAGCGGAUCUUCAGGCGGAUCUCAAAAAAAACUUUGAAGAGGCAAAAGGCGGUCCACCUAGCCGUUGUUGGCCUUUGUCAAUGCCGUGGUUCAUCCCUCGCCCGGGGUUUGGGAGGCUUCAGGCCAUUGAAUAUGCAAAGUUUAGCUUGGUUUAUCUCCAUUGCGGAUACUGGGCUAAAGCGGAAGAGCUACAAGUUCAAGUGAAAGACUUCGUAUUUUCACGCCUAGGGGCGGAUUCGGAACCUGGGAUCAGAAUUGCUCUUUUGUUGUCUACCGUAUAUGCCAUACAGACACGGAACAAUGAAGCAAGAAUACUACAGUACGAAGUUCUCGAGUCAGCUAAGAGCUUAUUUGGACCGAAACAUCCCACAACUUUGCAGAUUAUGGAUACGCUCGGAGCCACUUGUCUAUUAUGCACCCGACUUCACGAAGCCCACCUAUUGCACCAAGAGGCUUUCGAAAAUUUGGCACAGUUGGAAGGCAUUGGCCCUGACCACGAGCUUACUUGGACUGCUUUGGCAAAUCUUGCCAAAGUCAAGCUACGCUAUUUUGAUAAUGAAGGGGCAAUCAAGCUGCAAUCACAAGUAUACGAAGGAUUCUUGAAGCUAUUAGGUCCGAAGCAUUCAAAGACUCUACAGGCCCAGAUUGAUCUUGCUGAUAUCGCUGGAUUUAUGGGCGAGGAACACCUUGAGCCUUCGCUGAAGAUGAGCGAAGAAGUCGUGGAGAUUCGGAUGAAUACACUAGGACGUGAACACCCGCUCACACUUCAAGCCAAAUUGACAAUGGCGAAAAUCAACAUUGCUAUGAAUAACUUCAAGGCGGCGGAAGAACUGUUUCGAGAAGGGUUGCCCGCCGCUGAACGAAAUUUGGGCGAAAAUCACUUGGGAACCCUAGCAGGUCGCACUUGGCAUGGGCAUCUUUACUGGCGUCAAGGCCGGUACUCGGAGGCGCAAGCUAUAUGGGAAGAUGUGAUGAAUAAACAAAGAUAUGAAAAUGUCAAGCGUGCAGACGGGGAGCAUUCGGAUCGAGUUCAAGCAAUGUGGUUCUUGGUCCACUGCUACGAGGACCAGGGCAGAAUUGACGAUGCUCUCAAGAUGUGUGAAGAAGUACUUCAUCUUGUUCAUGACUUUGGAGGGCAAGGCCUAGGACGAAAGCAUAAAAUGUGGCAGAAUCUGAUGGAAAAGAAGGAAGAGCUACUUACACUGAAGGAGUGUAUAAGCUACAGUGCCGCAGAUGAUGAGUCACAUACAUUAUGGCCCCACCAGCAAACGCAUUCUUCUUCAGGAAUCCCACCAAAGAAAGUCGUUAAAGACUUUACUUUCUAA
This is a messenger RNA of Penicillium odoratum, 3378 nucleotides long. RefSeq names its product Tetratricopeptide-like helical. The transcript is spliced from 5 exons. The record is from RefSeq and is a predicted model, not a curated record. NCBI's taxonomy places the organism in Eukaryota, Fungi, Ascomycota, Eurotiomycetes, Eurotiales, Aspergillaceae. Gene Ontology annotation, molecular function: protein binding. Bases 1 to 3378 code for a protein of 1125 amino acids.